Molecule: messenger RNA, 1872 nt
Organism: Cryphonectria parasitica EP155
Lineage: Eukaryota; Fungi; Ascomycota; Sordariomycetes; Diaporthales; Cryphonectriaceae
Exons: 2
Coding region: 1-1872 (623 amino acids)
Biological process (GO): peptidyl-L-cysteine S-palmitoylation; protein targeting to membrane
Cellular component (GO): Golgi apparatus; endoplasmic reticulum
Molecular function (GO): protein-cysteine S-palmitoyltransferase activity
Source: RefSeq, a predicted model, not a curated record
AUGACUGAUAUCGGAACAGAAGACGGAAGAGAAGGCGAGGCGCAAAAUGCAAAUAGGCAGAGCCAGGGGCCGUCGCAGACGAGCACAGUCAGGUCGGCAAUCUCCUCUCAGAGAACUCCCGCAGCCUGGCCGCAGCCUAUACCGCUCCGCCGGGGACUGUCUGGGAAAGGAAAAAGAAGCAGUCUCGCCGGGAGUGUUGGGGGGAGCUCAACCGCAACCGGGGGCCGGCCUGCCAGCUCGGCCAGCCGAAGUCACGUCCCAUCUGUGCAGUCGUCUGCCUUCUUCCGGCCGAUGAGCUCCCAAAAGCUUCAGGCGCAACGAGGCGCAACGCGACCGUCCAAUAUGAGCAGGCAUGUGGAGGUGAUUGGCAGUGGCGACGAGGAGUCCCCGUCGAGCCCCCAGUUCGGCGCAAACGUUGUGCGCCAUAGCAUCACAUCGAACACAGCCUCAGGGCGAUUGGUCACGGAUGAAACUCCGCCUUCCCGUGGCACCGAGAUGACCGGCCAUGGGACCUACGAUCGCCACACUGCACACACUAGAGACAGCGUGACCGACAGCGUGCGGCCUCUGCGGAAGAAGACGGCGGAGGAGAAGGGUCUGCAAGUCGCGACGGAUAGGCCAUUUGACAAGAAGUCCCAGCCAUCGCCUCUGACUGCUCAGUCGAUUCGGUCGAGCUUCAUGAUGAGGAAUGGCGCCGGCUCGCAUACGUCCAACCGUGACAGAGAAGGGGCCGAGAAGCUUGAAUCUGUGGACUCGUCUCCUCAGUACCAGGGCCAUGAAUCCCACCACAAACGAUCGCACAAGGCAGAGGCACCGCGGCCUGUGAGGCGUGAGAUCAGCCGCAACUGGGAAUAUUUCACCGGGAACACUGUCUUUUGCUUAGGAGGCAGGUUCCAAAACACCAGAUCUCGGCCAGUCAACAUUGUGACCGGUACCCUUCUCAUCCUCCCUUGUAUAUUGUUCUUCGUCUUCUCGGCUCGCGAUCUCUGGUAUGAUGUCUCCCCGGCGGUACCAAUCAUCUUUGCCUACAUCACUUUCCUCAGCGUGUCUUCUUUCUUCCAUGCCUCUGUUACCGAUCCUGGUAUCCUGCCGCGCAACCUACAUCAGAACCCCCCGCCUGAUGUUGACGAGGACCCGUUGAGACUGGCUCCGCCAAGUACGGACUGGAUCCUGAUAAAGUCAGCCGAGUCUUCCACGGCAGCCAUGGAAGUGCCCACCAAGUACUGCAAGACAUGCCAAAUCUGGAGGCUUCCACGAACGCAUCAUUGCCGCAUGUGCGAUAAUUGCGUCGAAACAUCGGACCACCACUGCGUGUGGCUCAACAACUGCGUGGGCCGACGCAACUAUCGCUACUUUUUCGCCUUCGUCUCGUCCACGACCCUGCUGGGUCUUUACCUCAUCGGCGCCUCCCUGGCACAGAUUUUGGUGUACAUGGAUCGCGAAAAGGUCACAUUCGCACGUGCUAUCAACCACGACGCUGUGCCUUUCGCAAUGGUCAUCUACGGGCUUAUCGGCACCCUCUACCCUGCCGCACUCAUGGGUUACCACCUGUACCUAAUGGCCCGCGGCGAGACUACGCGCGAGUUUCUGAACUCCCACAAAUUCCUGAAGAAGGAUCGGUUCAGGACUUUCACCCAGGGCAGCUGGUAUAAGAACUGGACCGUUGUGCUCUGCCGUCCACGCCCUCCGACGUACUAUAAUUUCAAGAGGCAGUAUCAUGCGGGUGACCAGCGCCUCGCGGCGAUGAAGCUGAAGGAAAAGAGGAGGGAUGCGAAGAUGAAGAAGCAAGAGGACGUCGAGCUGGACAGCAUCCCCCAGAAGGGCUUCCAGGGCCCGACAGCGCUGAGGGGCUCGUCUCCGAAGGCGGCAUGA